This is a messenger RNA of Papilio machaon (common yellow swallowtail), 1391 nucleotides long. Its product is annotated as cystathionine beta-synthase. The transcript is spliced from 8 exons. Lineage: Eukaryota; Metazoa; Arthropoda; Insecta; Lepidoptera; Papilionidae. Bases 231 to 1376 code for a protein of 381 amino acids. Gene Ontology annotation, molecular function: cysteine synthase activity; cystathionine beta-synthase activity. The record is from RefSeq and is a predicted model, not a curated record. Gene Ontology annotation, cellular component: cytoplasm.
CCUUACUUUUGUGCACUUGCACGCUGUGCUGUGUAAUGUAAUUUAUACUGUAAGAUUGGCGUGAGCAAUAACUUUACAAAUAAUCAGUCGGUGAUAAGACGUCGAGUAAUAAAGACGUACGUUCGUAAAGUAAUACUUUACAGUAUUUUCAUAGCUGACGUGCUAUUAACGUGCGAUCUACGUUAAAAAAAAUUCUAAUCAAUUACAAAUAACAAAAUUUUUCGCCUAAAAUGCACAACGGAACUACAAAUGGGUGUCCAGAAUAUUUCGAUCUCAAGGAUAUGCCUCACAUUAUUAAAGCAUUGGACAGAAAUCAAAAAUUAGAACCCAACAUUCUCCAUGUAAUCGGCAACACUCCUUUAGUGAAAUUAAACAAAAUACCCAAAAAGGAUGGAUUAUUAUGUGACAUGUAUGCAAAAUGUGAAUAUUUGAACCCAGGUGGUUCUAUAAAGGACAGAAUUGCAUAUAGAAUGGUGUUGGAUGCUGAGGAAAAAUGUAUUUUAGUACCAGGGAAAUCUGUGAUCAUUGAACCAACUUCAGGAAAUACUGGCAUUGGUUUAGCUUUAGCUGCAGCAGUGAAAGGAUACAGAUGUAUCAUAGUUCUGCCAGAGAAAAUGUCAGAUGAGAAAGUAAACACUCUACUAGCAUUGGGGGCGGAGAUCAUCAGGACACCCACUGAAGCUGCAUCCCAUGACCCUGACAGCAAUCUCAUGGUGGCCAAAAGACUUGCUAAGGAGAUACCAAAUGCUGUUAUGCUGGAUCAGUACAAUAAUGCUUGCAAUCCGUUGGCGCAUUACGAUGGUACCGCUGAGGAGAUUCUGUGGUCACUGGACGACGACGUGGACAUGGUGGUGAUAGGAGCGGGCACGUGCGGCACCGUGUCUGGCAUCGGACACAAGAUCAAAGAGCGAUGCCCCAAGUGUGUCAUAGUUGGUGUUGACCCCCUCGGCUCAAUACUCGCUGAACCUGAGGAACUCAACGACAGUGAUGUUGGCAUGUAUGAAGUUGAAGGCAUCGGUUAUGAUUUCCUGCCAAAGGUACUAGACAGGAAGGUAAUAGAUAAAUGGAUAAAAACGGAAGACAAGGAAUCACUAGCCAUGUCUCGACGGCUGAUAAAGGAAGAGGGACUACUUUGUGGCGGCAGCAGUGGUGCUAUAAUGUGGGCGGCGACGCAGGCGGCCAAGUCGCUGAAGGCGGGUCAGAAGUGCGUGGUCAUCCUGCCCGACAACAUACGCAACUACAUGACCAAAUUCAUCUCCGACCAGUGGAUGGAGGUCCGUGGCUUCAAGCCCGUCAUCAAGCAUGAUGAACUGCCGUAUGUAGUCUGUUUAAGUUAUAAAGGCUCAUAUACAAUCAACUGUAGCUUAAUUGUGUAGCCUAUACAUACAUGG